Anarrhichthys ocellatus (wolf-eel) is the source of this 2366-nucleotide messenger RNA. RefSeq names its product chloride channel protein 1-like. Gene Ontology annotation, molecular function: voltage-gated chloride channel activity. NCBI's taxonomy places the organism in Eukaryota, Metazoa, Chordata, Actinopteri, Perciformes, Anarhichadidae. The coding region runs from base 33 to 2366 and encodes 777 amino acids. Gene Ontology annotation, cellular component: plasma membrane. The transcript is spliced from 21 exons. Gene Ontology annotation, biological process: transmembrane transport; chloride transport. The record is from RefSeq and is a predicted model, not a curated record.
GGGUUUAUUUUUGGGUCAGUGACAGUGUGUCAAUGGCCGCAGAUGCAUCGGAAAGGAAGGCUCUGAGAUACAAGCAAACCCUGCUCUAUGGGGAGUACCAAGAGAACCAAGGAGGCUCCGGCAGACGGGAGGCCACGCGCCUGCUGACUGAGAGACAGAUCAAGAAACAUGGCAAUCAUCACCGCAGCCAUGGCAGGGGACGCCACGGCCGGCGUGGCCCCGGUCAGGAUGGAUACCACAGCCGACACCAGCACGGCUACCACAGCAGGCAGAGGAACAGGCGCCAGUCCAACAUGGAGGCAGAGGGUGAUGAGCAAGAUGAGCAAAUGGCUAAACCCGACCUCACGUCCUCUAUGAAGAAGAGACGCUCCUACUCCAAAUGUAGAGACUGCAUCGCACGGGUGCAGAGAUUCCUUGUGACCCGGUUGGGAGAAGACUGGAUCUUCCUCGUUCUGCUGGGCAUCACAAUGGCGCUGGUCAGCUGGACAAUGGACUAUGCCAGCGCAAAGAGCCUGCAAGCCUAUAAAUGGAUCCAUGUGGAGCUGAGGGGGAACAUCCCCCUGCAGUACCUGGCCUGGGUUUCAUAUCCCCUGAUCUUCAUUCUGUUCUCUUCCCUCUUCUGUCACCUGGUCGCGCCUCAAGCUAUCGGUUCUGGCAUCCCAGAGCUGAAGACCAUCCUGAGAGGUGUGGUGCUCAAGGAAUAUUUAACUCUCAAGGCCUUUCUCGCUAAAGUCAUUGGUCUGACUGCUGCCCUGGGCAGCGGGAUGCCCGUGGGCAAAGAGGGUCCAUUCGUUCACAUCGCUAGCAUCUGUGCUGCAGUUCUCAGCAGGUUCAUGUCCUUCUUUUCAGGAGCUUAUCAGAAUCCGUACUGUUAUACGGACAUCCUGACAGUGGGCUGUGCUGUUGGGGUCGGCUGCUGCUUUGGUACUCCACUGGGAGGUGUGCUCUUCAGUAUCGAGGUAACAUCCACAUACUUUGCUGUGAGAAACUACUGGAGAGGAUACUUUGCUGCUACAUUCAGUGCCUUCAUAUUCAGAGUGUUAUCCGUGUUCAACAAAGACGCAGUGACCAUCACCGCUCUGUUCAGGACAAACUUUCGCAUGGAUUUCCCUUUUGACCUGCAGGAGCUGCCAGCCUUCGCCAUCAUUGGGAUCUCCUGUGGGUUCUUGGGGGCCUUCUUCGUCUAUCUCAACAGACAGGUGGUGCUGUUCAUGAGACGACCCAACGCCAUGACCCGCUUCCUCACCAAACACCGGCUGAUUUUUCCUGCUGUGGUAACACUCGUCAUCUCCACGCUGACCUUCCCACCCGGCUUCGGACAGUUCAUGGCAGGAGAGCUGAUGCCAAGGGAGUGCAUCAACUCCCUGUUCGACAACUUUACGUGGACAAAGAUUUCGGAAUCUCCUCCUCCGGUCGGACUGGGUCUUUCUGCCGCCUGGCUGCACCCUGAUGUCAGUGUCUUCCUCACCCUGCUGCUCUUCUUAUUCAUGAAGUUCUGGAUGUCCGCCGUGGCCACCACUAUGCCCAUUCCAUCUGGGGCGUUCAUGCCUGUCUUCAUACUGGGAGCUGCGUUCGGCAGGCUUGUAGGGGAGAUCAUGGCCACCCUGUUUCCUCAUGGGAUCGUGUUCGAUGGCAUCCUCUACCGCAUCAUCCCCGGAGGCUACGCAGUCAUUGGAGCGGCAGCUUUGACCGGGGCCGUGACUCACACGGUGUCCACGGCGGUUAUCUGCUUUGAGCUGACGGGGCAGAUCUCCCACAUCCUGCCCAUGAUGGUGGCAGUAAUCCUGGCCAACAUGGUGGCCCAGGGCCUGCAGCCCUCCCUGUACGACUCCAUCAUCCAGGUCAAGAAGCUCCCGUACCUGCCGGAGCUCGGCUUCGGGCACAUGAGCCAGUACAACAUCGUGGUAGAAGACAUCAUGGUGAGAGAGGUGAAGUUCAUAUCGUCUCAGUCCACAUACAGAGAAGUCAAACUCCUGCUGGACUCCUCCUCGCUCAACUCGAUCCCACUGGUCGACUCCAAAGACUCUAUGAUCCUAUUGGGCAGCAUUGACAGGUUGGAGCUUCUGGCUCUCUGUGAUUGGUGGUUGUCACCAGAGAGGAGGCUCCUGAUGCAGGGUGAGAGCCUACAGGAGCAGAACCAGUCUCAGAAGCACAGCUGGGAGUCCCUCGCCUUCGUGGAUGAGGAGGAAGAGGAGGACGACGGAGAGAAGGGCAGCCCGGUGCAGGAGGAGAGGAACGGCCCUCUGCCUCCUCCGAAGCCUCAGGAGUCCUCCCCGAACCACACUGCUCCUGUUCCUGGUCAGAUCAAGUGCGACGCCAAUGAGUCCGAGUGCGACGCCUCAGGUAACUCUGAGUGUCUCAUUUGA